Messenger RNA from Haemonchus placei, 1104 nucleotides. NCBI's taxonomy places the organism in Eukaryota, Metazoa, Nematoda, Chromadorea, Rhabditida, Trichostrongylidae. The record is from the annotation of a GenBank genome assembly.
UUGGUGUGUUCAGGAACCGAUAAUGUUCCGAGAUUUGGUAUCGCCACCAGUAGCACGAGCUCCAUCUCAACCACCUCCGUCUUCAUCGUCUCAGCCAUCGCCACAACCUCCGAGGCCGUCAGUAUCGCCGAGUGCUCCACCGCUGACGGUAUACUGGAUCCUCAUCUGCUUUUUGCUAAGUUGCUGAAAUCAGUCGAGGAAUCCGCUUUGAAUUCCAUGAAUCGUAGUAUGCAAGAGGAGUUCACAGAGUUGACGUCGUUGAACAGUACUGGCUUUUCGAGGUCCGAUGAAGUACCGGGGCGCUAUCGACCGCCUAUCAGCGCCCCAUUCACAAAGCCGAUCGCUGCUGUCUACGCCAGGAGUCCAGCUCGUGACGUUACCAAUACGAAUAAUGCCUAUACGGGACCAGCAACAGCCGAUACAAUACUAUGUGAUGAGGUAGAACACCUGGAAAGAGAUCUCACUGAUUUUUCGCUCUCUUCACUCAGCGAUCUUGUCGAUGAUACACGGCCAUUGAUAACGGGCAAUGGAAAAGUGCCUUCACAACCUAAACCAACUAGCAGUGCGUCAUCAUCGUCAACGCCAUCGCCCAACUCGAUACGAUUGAUGACGACUGAAGAAAUGCAACGAUGGCAUGAGAAAGAGACUCGUGAACAUAAAAAAGCUCAAUCACAACUGAGUGGUGGUCGUCGAAAAGAGCCGUUACCAGAUGGUCCAAGAAUUGAUGACGAGAAAUCGUUCAGUGCGAAUCUAGCAGCUCGCCCAUUAAGGCAGACGCCGCCAGAUUGGACCAGUGAAGCUCAGGAGGCAUACAAAUUGCUUGUCGAAUGCGGUCGAGAUCUUACCAACACCACCACUUCAUCACCGCGAUCUUCGCCUUCUAGUGAACAACUGAAGCGAAUCACUGUUAUCGAAAGGAAGCCGGCAGCAUCACCGUCUCCGAUACCACCACGGCCAGCCACCCCACCACAUGUGAAAGGUCGUGAAACGUCAGUCGAGCCAAGCCAAACCACUGAGGACGUGACGAGUUACUCACCGCAGAAACGAGUUCAUGUCAUCGAAACCAAGCUGCUUACAACCACAGCUGCUGAACAGGUACAGUGA